Eleginops maclovinus (Patagonian blennie) is the source of this 3354-nucleotide messenger RNA. RefSeq lists its product as uncharacterized. NCBI's taxonomy places the organism in Eukaryota, Metazoa, Chordata, Actinopteri, Perciformes, Eleginopidae. Bases 67 to 3354 code for a protein of 1095 amino acids. The record is from RefSeq and is a predicted model, not a curated record. The transcript has 10 exons.
CUCUGCAACAAACGGACGCCAUUGUUUUUUCCGCUUAUUCUACUUAGAAUCUAGCAGUACGAUUCAAUGAUGAGCAACAAGCCUAAAAGCCACAAGGGCCUGGGGGAAGGACAGUGGAUGGCAAGGCUGAGGGCAUUUGCCAGCUCAGGGGUUUGGCCUUCUGGAGGCAACAGACCAGCCCCUAGGCAGCGGAAGUGGUAUGCCCUCUAUCAGAAGAUUGAGAAUUGCCCCAUGCAGGUCCGUGGACAGUCCACUCUGUUUGGAGGGUCAGUGGCCUGUAACUGUGGCUUUCACGGUGCUAAGGAUGCACCUGGAGGAGUUCAGCUGGCCACUGCGGGGGCUGCAGCUUCGGUGUGGUUGCCAGCAGAGAUGUAUAAAAACAUCCCUGUCCAAGACCAGAGGUGGAUUUCAAACGCCAUCUUCCACUCUGGCAAACUGCGGCAAGACCUGAAGCUGUGGUACGAGCCCCCUGCCCCAGCCCUCAUCUACCACCAGACACCGACACCAGACCGCUUCUUAAACCACAGGCUGAUGGUGUGGAUGCCCUACCACCUGUGGAAGGUGAGGGUAACCUGCCCUGAGUGUGGGAAGCAGCUGACGGGGUACGGUGUCCACAAGAGGGCUCGGAAGGUCCUGGACAUCGACAGGUAUUACCUGAUGGUGACAGAGACACUCGGGUGCACUGUGUGUUCUGUGAACUACCUGUCCACCUCCGAGACUGUCCGGAAUCAGCUGGACCUGCCGCACCAGAAAAUGUUCCGGAUGAUCCUGACCCGCCAGUACGCCUGUGACAUCCGUGUCAUUCGCCUGCUGCGUGACCGGACUCUCGGGAACAGUCCAGCACGUCUGGUGAAGCAGCUGAAGGAGAACCAUGGGGAGGAAUGGCUGAACAGGUUGGCACACUAUCUUGGGGAGUGUGCUGAGUUUGUUGGCCGGCCAAGCCUCUUCCCAGUGGUGUGCCAGGAUCCCCCAGAGCCCAUUGAUGUGCCCACCAGUCGCUGGCUGCUGACGGUCUAUGGCAGGGACAUCCUCUCUCGCCUGGACCAUAUUAAAGCCAGCAUCACAUCAACGUUUGGCUCCAUCUUAAAGAUGGACUCAACCAAACAGAUCACAAAGAAGCUGGCUGGCCAUGCCAAGGGGACUGGUCUCUGGGUCACCUCCAUUGGGAACGAGGUUGGCCAGAUCGUGACCAGUGUGGUGACAGUGCAGGAGGGGCCAGGACUGGACAGGAUGGUGGCAGGAGUGAUGGAGCGGUACCGCCUUGCAGCUGUCGCACCCCCACUGCUGCUGUAUGUGGACUGUAACUGCUGCAUCAGUGAGGGGUCCACCACGCUGCAGAACAGGUUUGGGGAGUGGCCAGACCUCCAAAUACGGCUGGACAUCUGGCACUUCAUGCGGAGGCUGGCUGUUGGGUGUACCACCGACGCCCAUCCCCUCUACCCCACCUUCAUGAGCUGCCUCUCUGCCUGCAUUUUUGAGUGGGAUGCAGGGGACCUCUCUCUGUUGCAUCAGGCAAAGAGAGAGCAGCUCAGGCAGGAAGGUGUGCCAGCCAUUACUGAUGCUGCGGUGGAUGCCAGGAUCAGUAAGAGGGAGCUGAGCCAGUACUGCCGCAGGAGGACGCGCGGCGUGGAGGCCACCAUCAGCCUCAUUGGGCGGCUGCUGCAGCAACUGGGCGGGACCAAUGGGAAUGACCUGAUGGGGGUGCCACUGCUGGACCAGGUGCGCACGGAGCACAUCUGGCGUGUGCAGCAACGCCACGUCAGCUGCAUCCAGGACCUGCCUGGUGUGCAGCUCUACACCGAGACCGGCACCAUCAGGAAGGGAGGUGUGGUCCUCACCAGCUACCGCUGUGCCAGGGGGUCCACAUCCCUGGAGUCCUUCCACUGCCACCUGAACAGGUUCAUUCCAGGAACCAGUGCAAAUGCGCUGAAUUUUCAGCUCUACCUCCUGGAAGGCCUGAACAGGUGGAACCAGGACCGGGGGGCGGCGGCGGUGACCAGCAGGCCAUCGUCUCUGCUCACCUACUCCGGGGAUGUGACCCAGAGCGUCAACACCAACAACAUAAAGGUGUUUGGCCGGGCAUAUGUGCCAAACUUCAGGCCACCCUCCAAAUACACCGGAGAGCUGCUUGGUGUUGACUACCUCCUAAGUCAGACUGGGCAGCCCCUGAAGGUCAACCCUGACGCAGAGGAGACGGAGGACAUGCUGGAGGAUGUGGAGGGGGGUGAGGAAGUGGACGAGGGCAUUGAGGAAGACCAUAUACCUGACCUCAUGGUGCCAGGUCUCCUUGAUAACCCAACACAGCCUAUCUUCUCUCUGGCUGCUCCCUCCUCCGUGGCUGCUGCCUCCUCCCAGCCUGCUGCCUCCUCCCAGCCUGCUCCCUCCUCCCAGCCUGCUCCCUCCUCCCUGGCUGCUCCCAUCCAGCCUGCUGCCUCCUCCCUGGCUGCUCCCUCCUCCGUGGCUGCUGUCUCCUCCCUGGCUGCUCCCUCCUCCCAGCCUGCUGUGAGCCACACCACCCUGGUCCAGUGGAACAGCAAGAGGGUGCAGAGGCAGGAGACUGCGGUGGUCAUGCAGGGGCUGGACCUGCCCAGUCGACUGUCUGUGGCGGCUGACCCUCUCCCCACAGCCAAAACGCGGGCCGUGUCUGCACCCCCCCAAUCUGGCCCGGCUCACCAGUACCACCUGCCCAGCAGCACCCUCUUCCCUGCUCCAGCUCCAGCUCCAAGUUCAUCUCCGAAGCUGAUGCUGCUGGGACCAGUAGGUGCUCAGGUGCCUGUCCUGAUGGCUGCCCCACAGGCCCUGAGCUACAGCCUCAUGCCUCCUCCUCCUCCUCCUCCUCCUCCUGCUCCUCCAGUCCGCAAACUGACCCGCAGGGUACUACACAACACCUGUAAGCAGUGUAAGGAGUUUAGGACGGCAGAGACUGGACACAGCCAACUAUUGUUCCCCAGCUUUGGCGCCAGGCCGAGUCCCGGCCGCCUUGCUACCAGCUGCGGUCCUGCCCAUUCCAUCCCUUCCUGCCCAGUUGGCGGCCGGCUGACUCCAGCCUCGCCUGUCCAGUCGGGGGUCCCACUCACAGCUGUUCCGCCGGGGGUCCAGCAGACAUCAUGUCCUGCUCUGUUGGGGGUCCCGCCGUCACCUGAUCCGCCGGGAGUCCCGCCAGCACCUGAUCCGGUGGGGGUCCCGCCAACACAUGCGCCUACUCCGUUGGGGGUCCCGCCAACAGGUGCUCCUGUUCCGUCGGGGGUCCCGCCGACCCAUGUCCCUGUCCUGUCGGGGGUCCCGCCGACCCAUGUCCCUGUCCCGUCGGUGGUCCCGCCGACUCAAGCUCAUGUCCCGUCGGUGACCCGCUGA